AUGGACGCGCGUGACUUGAUGGGUUCGACCAUCAACAUGUUUGGAGACGCAAACAAGCGCAAGGCGGACGAGAUCGCCCCCGAUGGUGAAGAAGGCGAAGUGCUUCUCGUCGACUUGACUGGCGAGGAAGAGGCGGAAACGCCUGAGCCGUUCGAGGCAGUGCAAGCGGUCUCGAGGUGGAUGAAGCGACCCGAAGGUCAAGCAGAACUGUUACACCGUGUGUCCGCGGUCAUUGCGGCCUCUGCCGCCACCGCGACUGUUGCGGUCGGCUCGGCCGUCGCUGUUGGCGCCUUGGGCCAUCAAGGCGAGUUCUUCGAGUUCGAUGACGCGUUGUUCCUUCGACUCUGUGUUGCCGACUUCCGACAUAUGAGGGAUCAUCUCUUGGAAGCGUUGGAUGAAGUCGGGCUGGUGGUACUGCUUCAAGCGACCAUACGCCGUCCGGGCCUCGAUCCCGAGCGCCUUUUCAAUUUCCGCUUGGUCCACGACUCCAGAGGCGAAGGCGUGGGGGAAGCCCUUGGCCAUCAAUCUCCCCUUGAACCAUCGUUGGGGGGAUUCUUGUUGCUGUUGCGUGUUUGGGCUCAGAACCUCUUGAACAGACGUGUGUUUGUCUUAGGCAGCGAGGAGAACAGCGGCUAG
Aphanomyces invadans is the source of this 636-nucleotide messenger RNA. RefSeq lists its product as hypothetical. Bases 1 to 636 code for a protein of 211 amino acids. The record is from RefSeq and is a predicted model, not a curated record. Lineage: Eukaryota; Oomycota; Saprolegniomycetes; Saprolegniales; Verrucalvaceae. The transcript is spliced from 5 exons.